AUGCUGCCGUCAUUCAUCCAGGCCAUAUUCCCCUCGCUCGGGGGGCCCAAGCGCAUACGAGAUGUCGUACGCGCCUGCGACCGCUCGCUCGAGGACUACCGGAGCGAGGUCCAGCGCCUGUUCGAGGCCCCGCUGAAUGCAAAGAGCCUGCUGGCCAUGUCUGCAAAGCUGCAGAAGCAGUUCUACCCCAAGCUCCAGGCGAGCAACAUCUGCAUGCUGCCCUCCUACAACCACACGCUUCCCACCGGCGACGAACAGGGAACGUACCUGGCGCUGGACGUGGGUGGCUCGACGUUCCGUGUUGCGCUUGUAGAGUUGAACGGAAAGAAAGCUGGCGCCGAGAGCAUGCGAAUUACCCAUAUGCGGAGCUUCCGGAUAGACAACGCCAUCCGCUCCUUGAAGGGCCAUGCAUUCUUUGACUGGAUGGCGGAGAAGAUCGAAGAGUCCAUUUCCGGUCCAGAGGGGAAAUCGUGGAACAACGGAUCGACGCUUCCCAUGGGCCUCGCUUGGUCAUUCCCUGUCGAACAAACGUCAAUACGCAGCGGCAUGCUGCUGAGUAUGGGCAAGGGCUUUCUGGCGACGGAAGGCACUCUUGGGCGAGACCUUGGCGAGCUGAUCAUGAAGUCUUGUCAAGAACGGAACCUCAACGUCCGCAUGGAUUCUAUUGUCAACGACGCCUCCGCCACUCUUCUCUCCAGAGCGUACAAGGACAGCUCAACGCGACUAGCGCUGAUCCUUGGCACUGGGUUCAAUGCCGCAGUCCAUCUUCCAGUUUCCGCUUUGGCUCAUUCCAAGUUCGGACAGCGGCCGCAAAGUUGGCACGACCAAGCAAACCACGUCCUUGUCAACACAGAACUCAGCAUGUUUGGCAAAAAUAUCCUACCGACGACACGCUGGGAUGACACUCUAAAUAUUAACCACACGCACCCCGACUUCCAACCCUUUGAGCAUCUUGUCAGCGGCCGAUAUCUGGGAGAGAUUGUCCGGUUAGUUCUCCUCGAGGCGGUCCGAACGGCGGGUCUGUUCGGUGGAGAAGUCCCAGAAAAGCUAUCAGAAGCCUAUUCCUUAGACACCGGCAUUAUUGCCGUUUUCGAGUCUGACGAGUCUGCAUCUCUUUCCCAAGCCUGCACCGCUUUUCAGACCGCUCACCCCCUCCCGAAACCCCCCACCUUCUCCGAUCUCUCAUUCGUCCGCCACAUCUCGCAACUCGUGUCGCACCGCGCCGCUGCAUACCUUGCGGCAGGCAUUCAUGCGCUGUGGUCCCUUCGCGCAUCCGCCGAGGGGCUUAGCCCCUCAUGUGUUGGCCGCGUGUCAAUUGGCUGUAACGGUUCCGUUAUUGAGAAGUACCCGUACUUCAAGGACCUCUGCCAGUCCUACCUGGACGAGCUCACAGACCUAUCGGGCGCAGAGCCACACUCCGUCGUACUAGAGCCAGCUGUCGAAUCAGCGAUCUUCGGCGCCGCCGUGGGUGUGUGCUGCCUUGAGCAACGCGAAGCCUGA
Messenger RNA from Mytilinidion resinicola, 1500 nucleotides. RefSeq names its product actin-like ATPase domain-containing protein. Gene Ontology annotation, cellular component: mitochondrion; cytosol. Bases 1 to 1500 code for a protein of 499 amino acids. NCBI's taxonomy places the organism in Eukaryota, Fungi, Ascomycota, Dothideomycetes, Mytilinidiales, Mytilinidiaceae. Gene Ontology annotation, molecular function: glucokinase activity; ATP binding; fructokinase activity. The transcript is spliced from 4 exons. Gene Ontology annotation, biological process: glucose 6-phosphate metabolic process; glycolytic process; intracellular glucose homeostasis. The record is from RefSeq and is a predicted model, not a curated record.